Messenger RNA from Candoia aspera, 1653 nucleotides. RefSeq names its product lamin tail domain containing 1 (gene LMNTD1). NCBI's taxonomy places the organism in Eukaryota, Metazoa, Chordata, Lepidosauria, Squamata, Candoiidae. Gene Ontology annotation, cellular component: nuclear envelope; cytoplasm. The transcript is spliced from 11 exons. The coding region runs from base 1 to 1653 and encodes 550 amino acids. The record is from RefSeq and is a predicted model, not a curated record.
AUGGUGGCCACAGUGGUGAACUUGAAGUUCUUUGAUGUGGCCACCAUCUUUGUGGCCACCAUUUUGACUUUUUGCCCAUCCCCUCUCAUCUCCAAAGAGGGGAAUAGCUACGCUAUUGAAAAACUCCAGACAGAACAUACCCACAGCCAACAACAGAUCAAGGACUUAGAGACAAAGUUGGAGGAAAUACAAGACCAUGUUCUCUCCAAGUUAAAAGCUGUAGAAGCUAUUCAGGAAAAAAAUGCUUCUCUACAAGAGGAAAUCACUUCUCUGAAAAAUACACUUGGAUGUAUCAAAGGAACGAAGCCAGCGCUGUAUCAGUUGCCUGCUACUCCAAUCCACUUCCAGCAUAUCUCAGAGUCCAAAACCAGCAUCACAGCCAAGCCUUCAGAGAAAGUUGUAUUCUCACAGUUCAGAGAGUCUACUUCAACAGUCACUCUGCUUCAAGGAAGAUCUUCAUCUAGGACAGUCCGAUUUCCUGUAUCUUCUCUUGUAACAGUAAACAAAGCUUUAGCAGCUUCCAACACCAGCAGCAAUCUACUACAAAAACAGUACUUUCCCAGCCCCGACAACAUUAGCUUUGACAACGAAGAACUUGGGAAAGGUCAGGACUAUACGAGAGCAUUAUUUGCUGGUGCUAAGAACAGCAGUACCGAAGUGAUGGAGAAGACAGCACGGUCCCAUAUUCCCCCCGAAUACUACAGUUCAUCGUCAUCCAGUGUUGGGAACCUUAAAAUUACUGAAGUUCAUUUAGGUGGCCAUUAUGUGAAGAUAAUUAAUAAUUCUCCUGAUAAAGAAGAAGGCAUUGGAGACCAUACUCUUCAGCAGAACGUUAAUGGCCACCCAGCAGCCAUUUUUAAAUUCCCCCCAAACAUCAGAAUGAAGUCAAACUCCUUUGUGACAGUAUGGUCCAUGAAUUCUAAAAUGCAUCAUAAGCCUCCCACGGACUACCUCUGGAAGGAGCUGGACAAGUUCCAAUCUGACCCCGAAUGCACCACUAUUCUUUGCAAUCCUUCUGGACAGGCUGUUGCUUGGUAUACGCCCAUGAAUUGGAAGAGAAAGACAUCAAAGGAGAUUGAAGCCGAUUCUAGAGUUAGCAUGAAAUUAGCGCAGCCUGUUAGAAGACUCCAACAGCAACAGGACCACUGGGAAACAAGGGCAUUUGAUAUAUGGCAAGGAAUGCCUAGCCAAAGCUAUAUAGCAGAAAGCGAACCAGAUUACAUCAUAAGGGAAAAAAAGAUGCCACCAAUCCUGCACCCUGUUCAAAAUUCAUGGUGUCAGAGUCCAGAUUCUCCCACACAUCCCCAUUUCUCCAUGGGAAGAUACCUCCCACCAGGCAGCAAAGCGAGUCACAUGUUGAGCCAAACAAGGUCACAACUGGUGAAACCUUUUCCUGAUCUUGGUGAUUUCUACUCAGGAGAAAGUUGUAAGAUAAAGCCAGCCACAGGGGGUAGGAACAGGAAAAACCGAAUAAAGCCACCUCGAUCAGCUGGGCCUAAUUUAGGUGGAGUGAUUUAUAUAGGUUCGGCUGCCCCCAUCGGUUCUCCUUUACAGAAGUAUUUUGCCCAUUCAUCUUCCCACUUCAAGCUCCUGGCUCAGGCAUCUCUGACUCCGUUACCUUUCUCUAGCAUCUCACCGAGGAUCAAUGAAUGA